GUAUAAAAGCUGAGCGAACCCCAUGCCCAAGCCUCCAUUGCCAUUGCCUUCUCAAUCAACUUCACAACCCUUUGGAUCCAUCUCUCCUCUUGAAAUGGCUUCGGCCGGCGAUUCCAGCAGUUUCCAGGUCAAAAUCAUCAGCAAAACCCUCAUCAAAGCCUCCGACACCACAAUCCAACCCUACGUCCUCUACCCCUCCAACCUCGACCACCUCCCUAGCAACAUCCCCAGCCCGUUCCUCACCAUCUAUCCGAAGCCUCCCUCCGGCGGCGACUACUCCUCGGUCGCCGCCACCCUCCGGCGCACCCUCCCCACCUUCCUCAACUACUUCUUCCCCUUCACCGGUCGAAUCAGGCCCGACAGGAACGGCGUCCCGGAGAUCUACUGCAACAACGAGGGGGCCGAGCUCGUCGUCGCCCGCGCCGACAUCCGCCUUGCGGACGUCAAUUUCCACGACAAGUCCAAAUCCUUGGAACGAAUCGAGCUGCCGUACGAGGAGGAAAUCCCGCUCUCUAUCCAGGUUGUGGGCUUCGCCUGCGGCGGUUUCUCCAUCGUGUGGGGCGGCACCCACCUCCUCUCCGACGGCCAUGGCUUGUCUUUCCUUCCCACCCUCUGGACCGAGUAUGUCCGGACCGGCGAGCUCUCGAGAAUUCCCAACCACGACCGGUCCAUCUUCCGGCCCCGCUCGCCGCCCAGCUACUCCCCGGAGACGGACCGCUCCCUUGCAUGCUUGACCCCCGACGAUCUCAUCAACUCGCUCUCCGCCGGCGCCUUCGUCAAGCGGCUCUACCACGUCGACGGGAAGCACAUCGACCGCCUGCGCGAGCUGGCCAGCCGGGAGGGCCGCAGCGCCACCCGAAUGGAGGCCUUCUCGGCGUAUCUCUGGAAAUCCCUCGCGAAGGCCGUCGGGGACUCCGACGUCGGCUGCCGCAUGGCGUGGCUGGUCGAUGCCCGGCAGCGGCUAGGCCCCAAGUACACCGAGGCCAUGAAGGAUUACAUGGGGAACGUUAUCACGUUCGCGACGAAAGAAGCCGGCGUGGCGGAGCUCGUGAACGGCUCCUACUCGCAGGUCGCCGGCAUGGUGUCGGCGGCGGUGAAGGAGGUGGCGGACAACGCCGAGGACCACUUCCAGGAGAUGAUAGACUGGGUGGAAGGCCACAAGGUGGGGAAGAGGGCGAACCGGGUUCAGGUCGGGCUCGGUAGCCCGGCCCUAGUGGUGAGCUCCUUCCACCAUAUGAACAUGAACCUGGACUUUGGGCUCGGUCAGGCAGCCCUAGCAAUCCCCGAUCUGCCUUGGGGGAGAUUGGGUUCGGCUUUUGUGAUCGUGCUAGCGAGCCCUAAGGGCGACGGCUCCUUGUACAUGAACGCCUACAUAUGGUCUCAGUUAGCCGUCGUGCUCGAGUCAGACCCGGACCGUGUGUUCAAGCCUGCCACCGCCGAGGGUUUGGGCGUGGUCGAGCCUGCAUCUCAUCAGGUCUGGCUCAGUCGAUUAUAAUGAUCGAGAUCGAUAUCGAUGGAUGCAAGCAGAUCUCUACAACUUAAUUAGAUUGCAGAGGAUUUGUAGUCACUCCAAGGAGAAGAGCAAUGAUUGAAGGCGUCCUUUGUGUGAGCUUUGAGUCGGUCUGUAACCUAAAAAUAUAAAGCUUUGUUUGGAAUGUUUGGGGACAAACAUUUGUAUUAUUUUAUUGUCGUCGAAGUGUGUAAUUAAUCUUGCCAUCCUACUCGUUUUGGUUAAGAAGUGAGUUCAGGAGUUGUUUUCA
Messenger RNA from Phoenix dactylifera (date palm), 1760 nucleotides. Its product is annotated as coniferyl alcohol acyltransferase-like. NCBI's taxonomy places the organism in Eukaryota, Viridiplantae, Streptophyta, Magnoliopsida, Arecales, Arecaceae. The record is from RefSeq and is a predicted model, not a curated record. Gene Ontology annotation, molecular function: acyltransferase activity, transferring groups other than amino-acyl groups.